Pocillopora meandrina is the source of this 5940-nucleotide messenger RNA. Lineage: Eukaryota; Metazoa; Cnidaria; Anthozoa; Scleractinia; Pocilloporidae. The record is from the annotation of a GenBank genome assembly.
AUGGCUGCAACAUUUUAUGCAGUGGUGCUUUGCGUUCUAGCCAAUAUUCUUGUGCGGUGGUGUGUAUCUUUAAGCACCUAUUCAGGUACCUUGAAAUUGAAGUUCUCUUCUGCGAUCUCGUGGAGAUAAUGUUUUGAAAUUUACACGCGCGCUUGCUUUUGCUGAAUUUGUUUCUCAGGAAAGGGAAAACCCCCAAUGUUUGGAGAUUAUGAAGCACAGCGACACUGGAUGGAAAUAACAUACAAUCUUCCGUUUGAUGAGUGGUAAUCCUGUGUUAUUAAGUGCCUUUUAUCGGUUACAUGUACAUGUAGCCAUUGGUGAGAGUGAUGUGUCUGAUCAGCAGGUCGUAAAGUCAUGUCGACGAAAAUCGUGAUUUCUCUCUGAGAAAAUUACAUUUGAUCGAUUACUUUGAUCAUCCGGAUAAGAAUGGUACUGAGAACAGCUGCUGCAAGGAAAAAUAUUCUGGAUGCUUGUGUUUGGUUUUGGCGGAAGAAGGAAAAUCGUUAUAAAUUUAAAGAAGACCUUGAACCCUCGAAACUUCCAAGUUCUAUCGAGGAAAGCUAAAGAGGAUGGCCUCUAAGUAUUGGCCACGUGAAAAGACAAUGCGAUUAAGGAUCAUGUAUUGUUCAGACCUUCGAAGACUUAUUCGUGAUAGUUGGAAACCUAUUUACCCACAAUAUCUCUCCCAAGAACUGAUGGGUGAUUCCCCUGACUGCGGACCUUACAUUUGUUGAUGACUAUUUUUAAGACUUGAAUGUCAGGGUGGAGAAUAAUUUUUAUAAUUUCAUUACAUGCCCUGUUAUGAGUGGAUUAAAAUUAUAAAGAUUAUUUUUUUCUUCUUGUACUUAUCAGUACUGAGUAUCAGAGAGUUGAUGAGUUGUCAAUGAUUGCAAUCUAACUUUAUAAAAAAUAUCAAUAUUUUUUGGAAGGUACACAAACACAACCAAUAAUGACUUAAUGUAUUGGGGCUUGGAUUACCCUCCACUCACUGCAUACCACAGCUGGGUUUGUGGCUUCAUGUGAGUACUUCAAUUAAAAAUAAUUCUAGAAUUUUUGUCUCAGACAGCAAUGACCCUUUCACUCCCAUGAUUUACAUUUAAAUUCUCCACUCCCUCUGCCUUUUACUUUUUUCAAUGAGGGGAGAGAUUCAUUUUUGAUCACUCCCAAGAUUGAGAAGGUUAACCCUCAGAACAUGGUGCUUAACUGCAGGUUUAACAUAACUGUAGUAAGAGAUUCUGUUGGUUCCAGGACGUAAUGUUUGUAGAGCUCUUAAGAAAUUCACACACAUUAGUACCUAAUUCCAAACACUGACACUAUCAUAAUGAUAUUUUCUUUAUAUUGCAGAGCUAACAAGAUAAAUCCAAACUGGGUUGCACUCAACAAGUCCAGGGGACAUGAAAGUCACACGCAUAAACUGUUUAUGAGGCAUACAGGUGAACUGAUUUAUAGAAUCAUACUGAGUCUUGUAAUUUGAUUUUUACAAUUAUAAGUGCAACUGCUGAGUAGGAAAUUUAAGUCAAGUUUAUCUCAUAUUUAACUUGCUGUUUUGAUUUUUUCAGUUGUUAUAGCAGAUAUAUUGGUGUAUAUUCCAGCAGUCUUAGUUUUUGCUUUUGUUUGCUUGAGAAGGAAACCAGCCAUCAACAAGGUAAUGACAGCAUUUGGUAUCUAAGACAAGCAGGGUGAUGUGCAGGCCUCUUCAUUGCAAAGUUACAUUCGGAGUGUGAACUUGUGCAUAAAGAUUAGCGUAGAGGGAGUAAAGGAUAGAUUCCUCUGUGGAUUCUGAGCCCCUUAAAAUGUACCAUAGUCUCAAACAUUUUGUAUUAAAGCUUCCUAACAAUUCACUGUCUUCCAAGGCUAUCAUCUAAAUGUUAGUUAAUUUUUGAUCAUAAUGAUAUCUUCGUCAAAGAUAUGAAAUGUUUGUACCAAAUAAUUUUUUCCAUUAAUUUCUAGGUUCUUACUGCAGCUACAGUGUUAUUCUACCCAGGGCUUAUCCUUAUUGACCAUGGUCACUUCCAGUAUCCAACCUGAUGGAAGAUAUUUGAUAUGAAAAAGACAAUGCAUCAAUUUCAAAAUUGUCUUUUUAGGGUGUCCUAUGCCUGACCUUCCAUAAAUUAAUUAAAGAGGGUGCCUGGCCAAUGCAGCAAAAUUUUGUAAAAUUGUUGAAAGAAAAUUGAAAGAAAAGGUUACUGUGCAGUAUAUACUCAGAUUUAAAGACGUGUUUUUUAACUCUUGUAACCCCAACUUAAGUAGGCAUAUUCUCCAUACUGUUCUCUAUACAUAUGUUUGGUUCUAACAAGGAUAAUUUAUUUAACAAUCAAACUUCCAUAGGUUGGUGAUCAUUUUCUUUAUUCUCAUGAUUGUAAUGAAUGAUUGAGCAGUAUUACUGUUGGGAGAAAUUAGAUGCUAGUCACUUUUAGGGUUUUUUAGGAUUAAUGGAAGGGAGGGGAAAAGUUAAAAUUAGAAAAUGACAGUCAAGUAAAAGUACAUAACAUCACUGGAUUGUGUUAUUUUUAAAAAUAUAAAGUUGCCUUAAAAUGCAACUGUUUUUUCCUUAACUGACUGAUUCAGAUAUAAUUCAAUAAGCCUUGGUUUAGCUCUGUGGGGAGUUAUAGGACUGGCUUGUGAUCAUGAUUUGCUGGGCUCAAUUGCUUUUACACUGGCAUUAAACUACAAACAGAUGGAACUUUAUCAUGCUCUCCCUUUUUUUUUCUAUUUAUUAGGGAAAUCAUGGAAACAAAAUUCUUGGUAAGUAUUUUUGUUAAUCACACAAUUAAAGUAAUAUAACUUGAGCUGAACUAGAGUAAGGUUGAAGAUGUUUCAAGUGCAUAUUGAUGAACAGAUUCUAAACAUUCUAACUCUAACAGGGAUUGCUUUAUAUGUAGGUUUUAUUAUUUGUAACAUAUGUUUAUUCACUCUAUGGUGUUUUGCUGUCAACACUGAUCCUGCAACUAAGACUUAAUCUGUUGAUUGUUUACAUAGGUUCUCAAGAAUAUUUAAUAUUGCAAAAAUUGGGAUUGUGGUUGUUUUAACAUUUGUUCUUUGGUAAGUGACAAAUUGCAAUCACCCUUGAAAUAAUUUUUCAUUAAUUCAGUCAUUUUAAUUUAACAAUAAAUUAAUUUUUCAAAUAAUGAAUUUUUGUUUGUACUUUUGUUUGUGAUUGUGAAUUUUCAGUUGGUUACCAUUUUUGACUGGAUUACCAAUGGUUUUACAAGUUCUCCACAGACUUUUUCCAUUUGCCAGAGGUAUCUUUGAGGUAGAUAUCAAAAUUUCAUGUCAUCCAAUAACAAUCUGUAACAGUCAAAUGCAUUGUGUGCAUAUUGAAAGUAUUAAUCAAACUUGUAUUUUUAUCAUUCCUUUACAAGGACAAGGUGGCCAACAUUUGGUGUUCAAUCUCUGUUCUAAUUAAAGUAAAAAAAAUACUCUCACAAACUCAGAUUAUAAGACUCAGGUAAGAAUACAUCAUUCACUCAAUGAUACAUGAAAGAAUUUUCAGGAAUUAGAUUUGUAAAAUAAGUGAUAAGAAAUAGGGGAUGUCAAAAUAUUAACGUUAAGGCUAAUAAACCUAACAAAAUACGCAUUUUUUUCAAUUUUUUAUUUUUAUUUUUAAUCUUCUCUCCAUAUUAUUUAUCCUUCCCUUGCAGCACCUGGUCAACAAUCAUAGCUUGCCUACCAUCCUCACUGAAUUUGCUAAAGAAUCCAAUGAUAGACCGAUUUGUUUUAGCCUUGGUAAGGAUCUAGUUCACCUGAAUGUUAUGAACUAAAUUGCCAAAGGCAGCAGCACAAUUUGUCUUAAAUAUCAUUGUCUUUGCAAUGUGAUCAUCUAAGGUUGACCUUACAUAAGAAUCAAGUAACAUUCCUUCUACCUGAAGAAUACUUCAGACUUUAAAUUGACUCUUGAGUUAAAGUGAUUCCAUAAUGUUUUUCUACCAUCUUAUAAUUUGUCUAUUACUUAAAUUCCAGGUGAAUUCUUCAUUGGCAUUUUUCCUUUUUUCCUAUCAAGUGCAUGAAAAAUCAAUUUUGUUAGCAGCUCUGUAAGUACUGUUCUUUUUAACAAUUAAUCUAGCAAAGGAAGUUUCUUCUGAUUAUGUGUUUCCAUGUUGAGCUAAGGAGUGCUAUGACAGCUUCUGAUCAGAUUGAUUUUAUUCUGUUUGUGACUGUUAUGUGACAACAUAUGACUACAGUAAGACUUAAAUAAUUCAUGUUUCCUUAUUGAUCACUUCAGACCUGUUUGUCUUCUGCUUCACUAUAAACCCUUUGAGUGUGUGUGGUUCUUAGUCAUCUCUACUUUCAGGUUGGUGAUAAAACAUUUUAAGUUUUGCAGUCUGUAAUUAAUGUCUUUCAGUAAAACUUACUGUCAAUUGAAUGUCUCAUUAGUCAGCCUUCAGUCAAUCAUAAUGUAAAAUUAGCUUGUCUUCACCAUAAAAUCUCUACUGUGAAUAGCCCCCCCCCACCUUGAUGUAGGCUUCCUCUAAUUAUCAAGCAAUGGGUGUUUUGGUCAAGGGAGGCUUGACUUAACCCCUCCCCUCCCAGAUGGCUAGGUAGGUACUAACAUCCUCCUGCAAUAUUUUUUCCAUUGCCUUUGGUACCAAGCUGAAUUCUGCAGCUAGAGUCACCCAACACAAUGAUUACUAACAGUAAUUACUAUUAAUAAUUAAUAACUUAUUUUAUUUUCCAGCAUGUGGCCCUUACUACUGAAGGAUGGUUUGUCUCUACCCUAUAUUUCAUGCAUGUUGUUUUUCUACACCAUUGCUUAUCAUGUGUUUGAGCUCAACAAGGUAGAACCACUUAAACAAAGUUUGGUGAGUUGUUCAUUCUGUACAAUCCACACACCAUUAAAAUUGAGCCAGUUACUUCUUGAAGAGCCCAACUAUUGAUAUAUUCUCCAAGGAGAUAGGUGAUAAUGAAAAAGAGGGAACUGAAAAUCAUUCCAUGAUAUAAGGUUUGGUUUUACACCAAAUUUUCAGGGUUAAAAUUUUAUUUAAUGUAUGGUAGACAGUGCUGAGAACUGAUACGAAGGUCAUGGGAAUGAAUGGGUGAAAGUAGUGUUGUAGACUUUCAUUGUGAACUCUGAUAGAGUUACCAAACAGAAUACAUGAUUGAUCAUGGUUAUGAAGAGUUAAACGCAUUACAGCAUUCAAACUGUAGAGACAUCAACAUCUGUACAGUUUAAAUGCUGCACACCUUUAAUUCAUAAUGGUAAUCAAACUCCUGUUUCUUUCCAUAAGAUUUUCUUGUACCCAAUAUUUUUUUAGUUUGUUCUGUCAGUGAUUGGAGCCUUGGGUUUACACAUUGGAUCAGCAGUUGUUCAGCCCCCCAAACGGUACCCAGACCUCUGGCCUGUACUCAUCUCUCUCUAUUCCUGUGCACAUUUCUUAGCUUUUCUGUGUUACUUUAAUUAUAUUCAGUUUACUAUACCAUAUACUUUACGGUCCAUUGUCACAAAAGAAAAGAAAUCCUAGGAACAGAAAUUAUUUCAAAUCAUUAUUUACGGAGAUUACUUCUGCCAAAAAAGUAUUUGAUACUGGUAAAGAUUUAUACCUGAAAUUAAUUUUGACAUGCAAGAAAUGUUUUUCUCAGGAGACUACAACUUGCAAUGCAAUAAUUGAAAACAUCGAAUAGUAUGAAUGAUUUUUGGUAUGGAAUCAACCUGACAUUCAUUGAUGUAAAGAUACACACACCUGUUACUAACAUGUUCAACACUAUUAAAUAAGUUUUUAAAUUGUCAUAAUUUUCUUUAAUAUUACCAGUACUUCCUGAUCAAUGUUCAAUUUUUAUUCUUCAAUUGUCAUGAAAAAUUCUACCUUAAUUAGAGUCUUAAUGAAAACCAUAAAAAUUCUGUCACAUGUUCCAUAGCUGUUGAGAAACUUUUUAAUGAUGAAUUUGUGAAGUGCUGACUGUUGUUGAUCUUGUAGAUGUAGAAAUAAAGGCAUUACAACAUUC